AUGAACGCUUUCCCCAGAUUUCGCAAGGAUGCGCCCCCGACGAAACGGGAUGACAACACAAACGACCAGGAAGUUAACCUUGACUCUGGCCAUGUGGACUAUAACGGCUUCCCUCCUCUCAGCAGGACCUAUUGCGACGCCGGGGUUUGGCCAGCUGGGGAGGUUCUAAGCAACAUAAAUUCGGAGCGAAAUUACACGUAUCGCAUACCUCGUGUCAAGCGCUUCCACCAAGAUUAUUCUCUUCCGACAACACACGCCUAUGAAAACUUGAAAGAAAUUGCCGAUAUGGACCGCAAGGCCCGACCGAUAUUGACAAUUCGGAAUGCGACUCCCAGUGAUGGAACGCUUAGCAAAAGCAGCACAGGUGGUGGAGAAAUCCCAUGUGGAGGCAUCAGUCCUUACGAGCACCAGGGGAUUAACAAUGCCCAGGACGGAAGCCUCUUGAUGGUUCAGCCAGUCAUCUUUGGCCGCAGGAGCAUUGACAUCCAUCGAGCCGAGUUUUCUGCAUUUCUUACUGGUCGAUCAAAUAUGGAUACCAACAUUCGUUCUUCUUCUUGCCCAUCUUGCCAUGGUAAAAGUAGGGCCGAUAUCAUCAAGAACCCGGAUAUCUACGUGGACACACCUGCUAGGCCAAUAACUACAAUGGAGGAUCCCUGCGACCGGCCAGCGGAGGACACGGGAGUAGAAGUACCACUGGCUCAUCAAAAGGUCAAUAGUGGGGAUUAUGCAGAUGUCUUUGGGACGUUUGGGUCGCGCGAUGGGUUCAGCGCCCCUGAAUUUUGCCGGCCUCGUGCAAACAAUAUUACUACACGUCCUCGUCUUGAGGAUAUAUUUCCCACAACCAGCGGUCACCGCUUAACAUGGGCAGCGGAUGCUGUGGUGGAUCAAGGGCCAGCGUCGUCUUUACCCUCUGAAACGGGGCAUCUUAACAUCCCUCCUUCGAGUAAAACCUCGAACUCGUUAAAUGGCCGGAUGUCUUUAAUAUCUCCAGACCAUACGCCGCCACAAAGGAAGGGGAAAAACAAUAAUCACAAUCCUGGAAGCGAUCCUCUAAUUGAGACUCCAGUCAUCAAGUCUCACCGCCUAUCCUGGGCUGCCAACACAACAACCAAAGACUGCCCUGUUCCUACCAUUAUUGUCGAAAAGCCGUCAUCCUCUAGCGAUGCUGACAUAAAUUCUACCACCACUGGCCGAUAUCUAUUCAAGCUGGGAUCGUUGAAAAUUGGCAGCGGGUUUGCGCCUAAUGCCCGUGCCAAGAGUCCUUAUCCCCGGGACUUGAACAAUGCCUCUCCUAAUGGCUGUCCGUCAGGUGUUACUGAAGAAACCACUCCGAGGUCUAAAUGGGCGACGUUCAGUAAGAAUUCUCGUCGGGCUUAUCCAUACCUCAUGAAGGCUAGAUCUUCCAUCUCCCUACAUCGCGCUUGUGCAUCCCCGGCGUCCACAGAAGGCCUUCGUCCAUCCCCCGUGGUGGCGGUAGAUCCGAUAGAGAUCAGUGUUGAGAGUUUUUGUGGGAGAUCAAGACGCAACCCUGUGACCUCCCUCAGCAUGGUCGAUGAGUUCAGGAGAAAAAACGACUUACUGGCCAUGGAGACAGGAUAUCGUAUUCCGGAAAGAGUGGGAAGUCCGACAAGGUCUGCGAAGAUUGAGCUUUAUGGCGACGAAUUUUAUGAUGGAAAUUUUAUCGGUCGGGCUAAGAAGCGAUUGAGUAAGUUGUUCAGGGUCGGCGGAAGCACCGACUAG
Messenger RNA from Morchella importuna, 1740 nucleotides. RefSeq lists its product as uncharacterized. The record is from RefSeq and is a predicted model, not a curated record. Lineage: Eukaryota; Fungi; Ascomycota; Pezizomycetes; Pezizales; Morchellaceae. The transcript is spliced from 3 exons. Bases 1 to 1740 code for a protein of 579 amino acids.